AUUAAUAACCAUGAUAUUAUGUCAUAGAUGCUUACAAUGUAAGCCCUAUAAAUAUCCCAAACAGUUCCUCAACUUUUCAGUAUAUAGUUAUAUCAUUAACGUGAAACAAUGAAGGAGGUUCUGUUCUAUAUUUUACUAACACUGAUCGGCAAGGUGUAUACCUUAUUUCCUUCAAAAACCUACGAAGCUCGCUUUAUAUCGUUCAACGCAUCGAGCGAUGAUAUUUGUGAUUUUAGUCAAAUGCGAUUUUUAGGACGAGAAAAUAGAGCAAACGGCACUGUCGAAUUGAAGAAAGAUUUGUCAAAUGAACUCUAUUCAGUUUCCGCUGAAUCUUACAUCGAUUCCAAUGGCGAUGGCGAGUAUAAACUUUUGCCAUUUUCGGUUCCCCAGCAACCCAUCUGCGGGGCCAUGGAAUCAUAUUGGUCGUACGUUGAUGCAACUUUGAAGUACGAAGUUAACACUAACUUUCCCGUCCACAUACGUCCAUGUCCGGUGCCAAAGGGCGUAUACUAUUUUAAGGAUGUGCUGAUCAAAACUGAUGAUUGGCCUGUGGUAAUGCCACGGGGAUAUUUAAAGGGUGUAGCCACCUUGUUCAAGAAUGCCAAAUUUGUUGGCAGGAUUGAAAUUGUUUCGCAUAUUACGGACAUAGCUUAAUUUUAUUUUUUCCUUAAUAAAAACACUAUAAA
This is a messenger RNA of Drosophila eugracilis, 686 nucleotides long. RefSeq lists its product as uncharacterized. NCBI's taxonomy places the organism in Eukaryota, Metazoa, Arthropoda, Insecta, Diptera, Drosophilidae. The transcript is spliced from 2 exons. Bases 109 to 654 code for a protein of 181 amino acids. The record is from RefSeq and is a predicted model, not a curated record.